UAUCAUCACAGUUGAAAAACAAACGUUAGUAAACAUGUUUAUUGUUCAUUUAUUUUAUAUAUCGAUGAAAAGACACAUGAAUUUAAAAUAAAGUGUAGAAGAGAUUUAUGAAGGAUAUAAUAUCAAGUAUGAAAUGCUGCGCAAUUAAAAUAGUGAUUUUACUUUGGUGUAUGAAACAUGUAGAGAAUGGAUUUUUCUUUGGCUCUAGUCUAUUGGAUUGGGAGUCGGCACGUAUCGACUGUGAGCGAAGGGGAAUGCGAUUAGUAUGCCUGAAGAACCUUACCAUGUAUGAAGCUGCCAAGUCCUACCUACAAGAAACACUGGUCAGUUUAUCUGAUGACGUGUGGAUAGGACUCCGCACAUACUCCACCUCUCCACCUUAUGUCUACCAACAUGUUGACAACGAGUCUGCUGAUUUUUUCGCAUGGAACCCCAAUACUAACGAGCCCGAUAACCAGGACGUGUCUUUUUGCAUCAGACUGUUUAAAACUCCACUGACCUACGGGACGAAGAGAUGUUAUUUUGAACAUCACUUCUUAUGCGAAGAUGUGCCCAUAAAUGGCAAUUGGUCGGAAUGGACCACGUGGUCUGCUUGCAGUGUCACCUCUGGUGACGGAUCUCAGUCUCGAUUUCGAUCCUGUGAUUCUCCACCCCCGUCUAACGGCGGCACUGAUUGCAUGGGAGUAAAUACCGAGGACAAAUUUUGUAAUAUUGUCGUUCCAGUUGACGGAGUUUGGUCAGCAUGGAGUGAAUGGUCGAACUGCAAACUUGUCCAGUGUGGGGUUGGAAAUCGAACGCGCUCCAGGUCAUGUGACUCUCCUCCGCCGUCAGGUGGCGGAAAAGAUUGUGAAGGGGAGCCAGAGGGGAGCGAGGGAUGUGAUACACUGGUCUGUUCAUCAGAAGAAUAUUUUACAUGUGUUUCUUUCAAAGAAGAUACUUCGGUUUCUCUGGGGGAAAAAAUGGAUAAUAUCACCAAAACAUUGGCUGUGAAUAAGAGCAUCCUUUCGUCGGAAGUUCGCAAAAAGACAUGCGCACAGGACCCGCGACCGUCAUCGAAGUACUUGGGAUUAGUGGCCAUUAUAUUUCUUGGAAUGUACUUUAUACUGCUCCUGCUUGUCGACUUUUCUUCAUUUCUGAGAUGGGCUGUUGAAAAAUGCGGAGCGUAAUACAAAUGCUGUCAAAAGUCCUCUCUACAGUUCCUAGCUAUUAAACUUUUGACAUUCUCCUUAUUUCUGAAGAACUAAUAUUGUUCAAUAUGAAGUUAAAAAUACCAAGCUCUCCACCAUUGUACAUAUCACAGU
This is a messenger RNA of Magallana angulata, 1301 nucleotides long. RefSeq lists its product as uncharacterized. The record is from RefSeq and is a predicted model, not a curated record. Bases 108 to 1166 code for a protein of 352 amino acids. The transcript has 6 exons. Lineage: Eukaryota; Metazoa; Mollusca; Bivalvia; Ostreida; Ostreidae.